Amphibalanus amphitrite is the source of this 3521-nucleotide messenger RNA. RefSeq lists its product as uncharacterized. Lineage: Eukaryota; Metazoa; Arthropoda; Thecostraca; Balanomorpha; Balanidae. Bases 2062 to 2742 code for a protein of 226 amino acids. The record is from RefSeq and is a predicted model, not a curated record. The transcript has 2 exons.
AAUAAAGCUUAUCAUUUGGUAGGUGCCAUAUUACAUUGGGGAACGAGGGAGCAUGGACAUUACCAAUGCCUGAUAAGAAGAGGCGAGUUUUUUUUCAAAUGUGAUGACGAAAAAGUGAGCAAUGUUAAUCAAGAAACAGUUAAGGAACUACUUUCUUAUAACGCAUGCAUCCUAAUCUAUCGUAUGAUGCAGUCUUGGCGCUGACAGGAAGUGCAAACAUACCUCCUAGCAGUGACAUAUUACCGGUAUUUGUCAUUCGGAAUCCGAGUCAGCAGAAAUGGCCGUUACUGUCAAGUAACUACAUCCGGAUCGGACGUUAGUACUUACGACUGCAUUUUUCUACAAUACCCAUGACGUAUUAUCGUCUGGCGGGUGUAGAAUACAUCGGGAUCAGACGUGAAUAAUAAUGACAGCUUCAGUGUCUACAAUACCCAUGACGUAUAAUCGUCUGGCGGGCGUAGACUACGUCUGGAUCAGACGUGAAUAAUCAUGACAGCUUCAGUGUCUACAAUACCCAUGACGUAUAAUCGUCUGGCGGGCGUAGACUACGUCUGGAUCAGACGUGAAUAAUCAUGACAGCUUCAGUGUCUACAAUACCCAUGACGUAUAAUCGUCUGGCGGGCGUAGAAUACAUCGGGAUCGGACGUGAAUAAUCAUAACAGCUUCAGUAUCCAGUUCCACAAUACCCAUGACGUAUAAUCGUCUUGCGGGCGUAGACUACGUCUGGAUCAGACGUGAAUAAUCAUGACAGUUUCAGUAUCUACAAUACCCAUGACGUAUUAUCGUCUUGCGGGCGUAGAAUACAUCCGAAUAAGAUGUGCAUUGUCAUACUCGUGUGUGUGUCUUGUUUGUGUGUGUGUUGUGUACAUGCUGGUGUUGUAUGCUGGAAAGGGCGGUGGCAGAUUGGAGGAGGGCAUGUGAGUGAUGCAUGCAGGUGCGUUACUGUACUUCACUUGUUAGGGUCAUGAUGCUGUGUCACUUUCAGCAUGUCUGCCUGUUCGUGUGAAUGUGUGUGGCGUAAUGUGUUACCCUUGUUCACUGCAUUGGUCAUUGUUCAUUCGUAUUGUCCGUCUUUUGGACGGGCUCUAGACGUAGCUUUUGCGUUAAUUUUUUUUUUUUAGUAACGGUGCAGCAAAUGGGCAUCAAUAAUUUCUCUACGGAAUAAGAAUAAGCUGCGUCUAGUGCGGGCAGCGUGGUACAUGAAUGUAUCUCUUGGAGCAACCUCCACAGAUAUACCGCUUUCAUCGCCCUUGAUAGGUACAUUCAUGUAUCAUUCCAUCCGGCUCCUCGCGCCGCUGCCUGGGGUGGCUGAUUUUGCCCGCCACGCUGAGAGAUGGAAACAUGUGAGGAAACGUUUUUGAUGUGCCUCAAUCCGCCGACAUCUCCCCUUCAACGGCUAAAAAAUAACAAAUGCGAUAAGUAUGAUCUAUGACUGACUCUACUGCACUUGGCGAAGAAUACUGAGUAAAACCUUAACCAUGUGCUAUGGUAUGAUUAUCGAUUCCCUCAUCCCAAUGUAGCAUGAACCUUAACACCAGACCCGAUAUUCCUCGACGUGUUUCUAACUGAUUAUUUUCCAGAGGUUUCAACCUUUGUGUCUUGUUUUGACGUUUCCAGGACGGGGGGCGGCCUCGGGAUCGGUCGCUGGUUCUGCGUACCGGCAGAGAGCCCUACCGGAGCCGGCGCGGAGGCCACCGGCCAACACGGCAGCCGGCGCUGUGCGCGGAGGUGCGGGUGGCCGUGUUUGGUAACUCACACGCCAUCCGCGCCUUCGUGCACCCGAUCGCCGAGGACGCUUCCCGGCACAUCGGGCGGCACCGUCUCGACGUCAAGUGGGUGCGGCCGGACGGCGGCACGAUCGGUGGCCUCGGUGGCGGCUCCAGCGAGGACUGGCGUCGUCUGGACGCCGCCACCCAUGCUCUGGACGGGGUCUGGCCCUCCUUCGCAGUCAUCUGCGUUGGCGGGCCGGCCCUCGUCCCGAGGCGGGGUGACCGCGUCCAGGGAGCACCAGUGCCUCUGCUCGAGGACGCCGCCGGGGCCGCCGCUCGCGUCGUCUCCGGCAUGGAGCACUGGCUCAGCACCCUGGAGCUGGUGAUCCCAGGCACCCGCGCCGUCAUCCUAAGCGUCCUGCCGGAGAGGGACCUGUCGGCGGAGGCCCUGGACAUGUUCCGGGGCCUCAGCCUGACCCUCUGGCAGGUCGCCAGGCAGCGCGGGGCAGCCUUCCUGGACGUCGAGGCGGUCCUGCGCCGGGAUGUCGCCGGCAUGGCUCCAAGCUCCGCCACCGCCACCCCGGACCCGGCCGUGCUCCAGGGUGUCACGCCCGGCCACGCCUCCUCCCGCCCCGCCACCGACGACACGGCCCCGGGGCGCGGCACCAGCCGAGCGGCCCUCCAAGCCGCCAUAGGCCACCUACAGCUGGAGGCUGAGGAGGGCCUGCUACCCAACCGGCUACUCACGGCCUCGCGGGCCGUGGCGUCCGUCGCCACCGAGGUCCUGGAGGAGGCGGAGAGGGCGGCGAGGGAGGUGGCAGCGUGCCGAGCUGCCCUCGCCGAGGCCCAGCGCGCGCCGGUCCCGGACGUCGCCUGGGCCACGGGGUGGGUUCCCGGACGCCCGCCGCCGCCGGACGCCAACGCCGCUCCACCGGUCUCGGCGUUGUAUGAUGAUGACGGCGUCCACCUGACGCCGUCAGCAUACAGCGCCAUCAGGCGCGAGCUGGUGAGGCUGUGCCUCACCAGCGAGUAGGCCAGCGCAGUGCUGGCCUGUAGCCACGUGUCAAGUGUUUAGCUUUAUGUUUAUUUAAUCUUUCUCUAGCUUUAUGUAGUCCAGAUAUGGUCCAUUCUGCUGAUAUCAGGGAUUAGAGAUGUCAAUCAGAUACCAAUUUUUUGGUAUAACGAUACCAACCGAUACCGACUUGGUAUUUGGUAUUUCAAUCCAAAUGUGUUUGGUAUUUUUGUUUGUAUCAUGGAUCCUCGCUAAUGUGAAAGGGGCUGUGAAUUUGGUUAAAAGGUUGUAUUUCCAUCAUAUUUCCUAGUUGGUUCGGUCUCAGUAUUUUCCUACGGUUUUGGUUGGUAUUUGGUUUGGUAUCGGUAUUCAGAUUUUCUGUAACUGACAUCACUAUCAGGGAUACCUUCUAGAACAGAUGGUCUUCAUGCUAGUCCUUGGUUCCUUAUGACAAGUACAAAUCAUAUGAGGCGAAGGCUGUGAUGAGUAGUUGAUGUUCGUCAUAUUUUCUCCAGGAGCGUAGGUAAACAUAUUUCUGCUCAGGCGUAUUAAUUUGGGAUCUAAGUAGUUUCUCCUGCGUUUUCUUUUUUAUAAUCAUAACGUGAUCUUCUAAUGUCGUGUUAUGGGCGCCGAUGACCACUGCAGUCCGGACGCCCAAAAACCUCAAACCAUCGCCGUCAUCAUCAUCAUCAUCAUCAUCAUGGCUUCUUAUUCUCAGUGGCAUUUAUGAUGGGACCUUUCGUUCAGCUGAUGGCUGACCGCCCGGUGACGACCGUUUGUGUAGUGUUGUGCGACUUUGU